Messenger RNA from Gastrolobium bilobum, 1704 nucleotides. Its product is annotated as glycerol-3-phosphate 2-O-acyltransferase 6. The transcript has 2 exons. Gene Ontology annotation, cellular component: membrane. The coding region runs from base 98 to 1588 and encodes 496 amino acids. Gene Ontology annotation, biological process: cutin biosynthetic process. The record is from RefSeq and is a predicted model, not a curated record. Gene Ontology annotation, molecular function: glycerol-3-phosphate 2-O-acyltransferase activity; phosphatase activity. NCBI's taxonomy places the organism in Eukaryota, Viridiplantae, Streptophyta, Magnoliopsida, Fabales, Fabaceae.
UCUUUAGCUAGCUCAUCCAAACCAUUCUUCACCACAACACCAUCCUAGCAUCUCUCUCUCUCUCUAUUUCUCUUCCUUUUUUUCCAUUCUAUUUUUCAUGGUCAUGGGAGUCUUUCGUUGUUUCGAACCAAUCUCCAAAUGUAGCACAAAAGAAAGAUCAAACCAAACCGUGGCUUCAGAUUUAGAUGGAACCCUUCUCGUAUCUCGAAGUGCUUUCCCUUAUUACAUGCUCAUUGCUCUUGAAGGUGGUGGCAUCUUAAGAGCACUAGUCCUUCUAGCCUCUGUCCCCUUUGUAUACUUCACGUACCUAUUUAUCUCCGAAACCGUAGCCAUUAAAACAUUGAUCUUCAUUACCUUCGCGGGUCUAAAGGUCAGAGAUAUUGAGCUUGUGUCAAGGUCAGUGUUGCCAAGGUUCUAUGCAGAGGACGUUCAUCCAGAGACAUGGAGAGUGUUCAAUUCCUUUGGUAAACGAUACAUUGUCACCGCUAGCCCAAGGUUGAUGGUGGAGCCUUUUGUUAAGACCUUUUUGGGAGCUGAUAAGGUGCUUGGGACAGAACUAGAGACAACUAAAUCAGGAAGGAUAACAGGGUUUGUUAAGGAACCUGGUGUACUUGUUGGUGAGCACAAGAAAACAGCUCUUGCGAAGGAAUUUGGCCCUCAUUUACCAGAUUUGGGACUGGGAGAUAGUGUUUCUGACCACCAAUUCAUGUCAAUUUGCAAGGAAGGAUAUAUGGUACCAAGGACAAAGUGUGAGCCAUUACCAAGAAACAAGCUUCUAAGCCCAAUUAUAUUUCAUGAGGGUCGAUUAGUUCAAAGGCCAACCCCUUUAGUUGCACUCUUGACCUUCCUAUGGAUGCCAAUUGGUAUUAUACUCUCUAUCUUAAGGGUCUAUCUCAACAUCCCUUUACCUGAAAGAAUUGCUUGGUACAACUAUCAGCUGCUAGGAAUAAGAGUCAUUAGGAAGGGUACCCCUCCACCAGCACCAAAGAAAGGUCAAAGUGGAGUCCUAUUUGUUUGUAACCACCGUACUGUUUUAGACCCAGUGGUUACAGCAGUUGCACUUGGAAGAAAAAUUAGCUGUGUCACAUACAGUAUAAGCAAAUUCUCUGAACUAAUUUCACCAAUCAAAGCUGUGGCACUCACAAGGGAAAGAGAGAGAGAUGCUGCCAACAUCAAGAAAUUGCUUGAAGAAGGUGACUUGGUGAUUUGCCCUGAAGGUACCACUUGUAGAGAACCAUUUCUUUUGAGGUUCAGUGCACUUUUUGCUGAACUAACAGAUAGGAUUGUCCCAGUUGCUAUCAACACAAAACAAAGUGUGUUUUAUGGAACAUCAAGUCGUGGCUAUAAACUGUUAGACCCUUAUUUUGUGUUCAUGAAUCCCAUGCCCACAUAUGAGAUCACUUUCUUGAACCAGUUACCCUCAGAGCUUACCUGCAAGGGUGGGAAAUCUGCAAUUGAAGUUGCAAAUUACAUUCAAAGGGUUCUUGCUGGGACUUUGGGGUUUGAGUGCACCAGUUUAACAAGGAAGGACAAGUAUGCUAUGCUUGCAGGAACAGAUGGAACUGUUCCAUCUAUAAAGAAGGCUUGAAAUGAAGAGGGACAAAGUAAAUCCCUUAAAAUUUCUCUUUUGGUUGUCAAGUGUUUCCAAAAUGCUUGGAAUUAUCAUAGUAAUAAAAACUCAAUGUGUUUUAUGCCCAUAUAAAU